Molecule: messenger RNA, 1758 nt
Organism: Perca flavescens (yellow perch)
Lineage: Eukaryota; Metazoa; Chordata; Actinopteri; Perciformes; Percidae
Product: zinc finger protein 227
Exons: 4
Coding region: 47-1621 (524 amino acids)
Biological process (GO): regulation of DNA-templated transcription
Molecular function (GO): DNA-binding transcription factor activity, RNA polymerase II-specific; RNA polymerase II cis-regulatory region sequence-specific DNA binding
Source: RefSeq, a predicted model, not a curated record
CUUAACUGUUUUCUCUCUUUGUGUUUUACAGGAAACAGAAAUAAAGAUGGAAAUUGUUGAACAGACUGUGACAGCAGUGAGUGAUUCGGACCAGAAGGAUCUGGAAAGGAAGCGGCGGAGGGAUCUGUACAAAGAGAAGCGGUUCUUCUGCGAGCUGUGUAACAAAGGUUUCCACCAGCAGCACCAGCUGAAGAAGCACGGCGCAUGCCACCUGAAGCCGUUCCCCUGCAGCGCCUGUGAUAAAGGUUUCUACAAAGCCAGCAGCCUGCAGCGCCACCAGCGCAGCCACGCGCUACAGGCAGCGCAGGCCAGCGACCCCGACAGGAUGCUCCGCUGCGAGUGCUGCGGCAAGAAGUUCCGGCAGGCGCGCCAGCUCCGAGCGCACCAGGCCUCGCACCGGCUGCAGGACACGCCGCUGCAGUGCAACAUCUGCCAGCGCAGCUACAGCUCGGCCGCCGCACUGCGCUACCACCAAGUCUCACACGCUCAGGUGAAGCCCUUCUCAUGUGAUGUCUGUGGGAAAGGCUUCACCAGGAAGAAGAGUCUACGUGAACACACAACGGUGCACACGGGCGCUCGGCCGUACCCCUGCACCGCCUGCGGGAAACGCUUCUCCACCGCCAGCAACCUGCGCGUGCACAAGCGCUCGCACUCGGACGAGCGUCCGUUCCCGUGCAGCGAGUGUGACAAAGCCUUCAAGAGUAAGAUGGGGCUGCUACAGCACCGCGUGGUCCACUCGGGGGAGAAGCCCUUCAUGUGUCAGACCUGCGGCCUCAGCUUCGGACUCAAGUACAACUUCCAGAGACACCUGCGGCUACACAGCGGGGAGAAACCUCUCAGGUGUGCUAAGUGUGGCGAGGGCUUCUCUGGGACGUGGGCUCUGAAGAAGCACAUGCUGGUCCACGGCGUGGAGAAACCCUUCAUGUGCGACCUGUGUGGGAAGACCUUCUUCUACAACUGCCAGCUGCAGAAGCACCAGACGCUGGUGCACGCCGCCCGGGAGCGCCCAGCGGUGGCGGGCGGCGCGGGCACGGCCCGGCGGCGCCGUGCGAGCGGCGGGAAGCCUCUGAGCUGCGGCGUGUGUCUGAAGAGCUUCAGCAGCAGCAGCACGCUGCGGACGCAUCAGAAGAUCCACGCAGACAACAAGGAGUUCAGCUGCGAGCGCUGCGGGAAGGCCUUCCACCUGCGCCACCUCUUCCUGUACCACCUGCGCACGCACAGCGGCGAGCGGCCGCACGCCUGCACCGUGUGCAGCAAGGGCUUCCUGCUGGCCUCGCAGCUGAAGCAGCACGCCAUGCUGCACACCGGGGAGAAGCCGCACAAGUGCCCGACCUGCGGCAAAGCCUUCCGCACGCCGCAGAAUUACCACCGCCACCGGCUGGUGCACACCGGAGAGAAACCCUACGAGUGCGCCAUGUGCAGCAGGAAGUUCCGCCAGUCCAACCAGCUGAAGUCUCACAUGCAGAUCCACACGGGCGUCAAGCUGUACGCCUGCCAGCGCUGCGGCGGAGGCUUCUCCGACUCGCGCCAGCUGAAGAAACAUCGCUGUGGAGACGAGAGCCAGACAGACGCAAAGCAGACUAACGUCUUCCAGUGGAGCGAUGGCUUCACGCAGCAAUAACACACGCUGCGUUAGCCUAGCUUAGCAUAAAGACUGGUAACAGUGGAGCGAUGGCUUCACACAGCAAUAACACACGCUGCGUUAGCCUAGCUUAGCAUAAAGACUGGUAACAGUGGGUCGAUGGCUUCACACAGCAA